GCCACCCAUGUUUUCAUAAAGAGCAGCUGUGCCAGCUUUAAGCUUGGUGAGUUCCUAAUGCACAAGUGUUAAGGGUAAAGUGGGUCGGGGAGUCUCGCCCGUGCUGGGUGGUGAGGUUAUGGAAUUAAGGCAGACAGACGCUAGAGGGAGCACCAGAGGCAAGGUCUGGGUCGUGUCGGUCAAGUACUGCUUUUACUUGCUGGCUUGAUUUCUUAGUCCAGAGCGCCAACCUUGCUAAACUUUGCAAGAGGAUAGAAUCUGCUCUACCAGUCGUUUGUAACGCGUUCCAAAGUGCUAGUACAAAACGUUAGCACAAAUCUGAAUACUGUAAUUAAGUGACACUUUAGAAGGCCGUCGUUAUGUGAUAACUGUUGGGAUGGCAAUCUGUGUUUUCAGCCCGAUUGUACAGUUACUAGAACUAGGCAGGAUGUUAGGUAAAAUCCUCGAUCCCCAAGUAGUUCCUCGGGAUUUCAACUAAGAAGAAUGGGGGCAAGAGUCCCGAGAUGUGUAAGAACCCAUCUUCCUCGUUGCCUAAGACAGGGGGCGCAAACCGCGAAAAAAAAAAAAGAAAAUGUGGGCUGAGGUAUUGUUGCAAAAACCAGAACCAAACAAACUUCCACAAAGUAGUACAGAGGAGUAAAAUGAUGCAAAAAUAAGAGAAAGUUAACUUGUCUUUAGCUGGCGCUUCAGAUCUCCAAGUAAAAGUGAAAACCAAUUAACAACAAAAGACCACAAACAGGUGAAACUACUUUUUACAUAAUUUAGUGGUGAGUGUGAAAUGGAACAUUUUGAUUGGUUAACAAGACAUUUGUUCUACGGGCCACUAAGGGAGCGCGAGCCGAACCUUAUUUACAUGGACUCCGCCCCUCUAUGACGACACUGUUGGAUAUUAACCAAUAAAAACAUAAUACUGUGCUAGUCUUCAUUUGCAUACAGGCUCUAUAAGUAGCGCGUAACCAGGUUGUUUCGGUGUAGUCGGGAUCACUUCUACUGGCGUGUGGGGAUUCUCCUGUGCGAAAAUGCCGGAUCCAGCAAAAUCUGCUCCUGCUCCUAAGAAAGGUUCUAAAAAGGCUGUCACGAAAGUGCAGAAGAAAGACGGUAAGAAGCGCAAGCGCAGCCGGAAGGAGAGCUAUUCUGUUUAUGUAUAUAAGGUGCUGAAGCAGGUUCAUCCAGAUACCGGCAUUUCGUCGAAGGCCAUGGGCAUCAUGAACUCCUUCGUGAACGAUAUUUUCGAGCGCAUCGCGGGCGAAGCGUCGCGCCUGGCGCAUUACAACAAGCGCUCGACUAUCACGUCCCGGGAGAUCCAGACAGCUGUGCGCCUUCUGCUGCCCGGCGAGCUAGCCAAGCAUGCCGUGUCCGAAGGCACCAAGGCGGUCACCAAAUACACCAGUUCGAAGCCUCCACUGGAAAAUUAUCUUCUCCAGGGCAAGGACCUUGUCUUGGUUCUGUAACUUUCCUGGUUAUAGGACCCACCUCCAAGCUUGCUAAACAUACUUCCAGGUGCCUCUCCUGAAGUUCCCUGAUAAGGUCACGUUGGAGGUGGGGGACUGGAGAGGUGGUUUUUAGUGUUCUCAGGUGUAUUUUUUUAGAAUAGAUUUUGGGGGCAUGGUGUACAAAAGGGCACAGUUAACAUGUGGGAUGAAUUUCUAAGGCCCUCUCAGUUCAAAACUUGCAUAACUCAAGACCAAUCCCGAAAAAGGCUGGAUAUUUUACCAAAUAAAAUAUACCCUUGAGGCAAAAGGAAAAAUCUUAGCUUCCAAUUCACUUGACAGUCAAGUUUUGAAAUUAAGCCAUUCCUAGUUAAACUUGGGGGAAUUUACAUGACUUUGUGCUUAAAAUGAAUUUUAUUCAUUUAUAAUGUAGGAGUUCAAAUUUACAUCUAAUUAAAAGUUGCAUAAAGUGGGCUGUAUGUGAUUUCUUUCUUUCACUGGGAAAUUAAGAUUCUCAGUGAGUCAUCUUUCCCUAGAGACUAUCAGACAAGGGACCAGGGAAAGAUGACUCAACUGAGAAUCUAAAAUUUCUAGUUGAAAGAAAAGAAAUCAUUAUACAACACACUUUAUGGUAGGAAAAAUCACUCUAUAAGUGAGAACUUACAUGUGCCAGACCCUGUGCUAGGUGAUGGGGAUAUACAGGUGCUCUCCUUCCCAAGUCCAUGAAGUGCACCUGGAAUUUUAUUUGUGACCAAUUAUAUCAAGUGUCCUCUGGGAAGUUUUUUUUAAGUUUUAGUUUUACCCAAUUUUCACUGUAACAUCUUUCAACUUUUUAAUCAUCUGAUUUUUGUAGAUGGAAUUCUUCAUCGUUCCCUUUAUAAUCUGUGACUAGGUGUCAUUAUUUCUGUACUCCUCAUCCAGGUUGUAACAUUUUCUUUUCACUUUAAUAUGUCUCUUUAAACUUAAAAUUUUCACAUAGACUAUUUUUUAGGGUUUUUCAUUAUAUUGGAAAGCUCUGGCUGUCCCACCCUCUUGCCCGCAAAGCAAUUUAAGUCACAUUGUACUUGGCUCCUAGCAUCUCAAACCUGCUGAAGCUUUCUUUGUUCACCAUGGUCCUAGCUUGAGAGAAAUUUUAUCUUCUUGUUCCCUGUGAGAUUCAUUUUCUUUUGCAGAGGGUAUAACUAUAGUAAAGUAUGGGAAUAAGCCUUUUCUCAGUCAUCCCAAAUAAAAUUUAUCAGAAAAUAUUGUCGGCUUAAAAUGUCCCAUAUCCAACCAUACUCGACACUUCCACUGCUGUCUUCCCACUCCAAGCCACCAUCACACCUCCCAGGUAUUUGCAAUGACUUUCUGACUGGUCUCUUUGCUUCUGCCUCUACCCUCACUCUAUUUUCCACAAACCAGCUAGAGUAAACUUUCUGAAACCUCUAAGUCAGAUCAUGUCACUCCCACACCAUCCUGCCCAACUGAAAAUCCCCAUAUGGCUUCAGAGAGAAGGUCCACACUGAUACAAUGGCCCACAUCCACCUCCUCUCUUUCCACUCUCCCUUUUGUUCUGUUUCAUCACACUUGUCUCCCUGCUCUACCUCGAAUACACCAAGGCCCUCCUAUCUCAGGGUCUUUGUGCUUGCCAUUUCUUCUUCUGGAAAAGCUUUUCCCCCAGAUAUUUAUAUGACUGGCUUCCUCAUUUCUUAGGCUUCUGCUCAAAACUUCCAUUACUCUUCAGUCCUUCCUUGACCAACUUAUGUGAGAUAGCAAGCCCACCUCCCUCUCUCCCCCCAUUUCUUGGUACUCCUUGUCCCCAUACCUUGCUAAAUUUUCUUCCGUGUAUCAUCUGAAUACUAAUGUAUUUAUUAUUUGUUUAUUACUGAAUCAGAGACUGCUACCCAUAAAAGCUGUUCUUCUCUGCUUACUUUAACCCCCUGCUUUAUGGGUGCAUGGCUUCUCAAUUAAAGGCUAAUUUACCAGCUUUUCUUGCAUCUGGGUUUCUUCAUAAGACAAAGUUCUGAGCCAAUGAGAUAUGAAUGGAAGUGAUACAUAUUAUUUCUAGUUUGUGUCCUAAAAAGGAAUAGAUAUGUGCUGCCCUUGCCUUUUUACCCUCUCCUCUGGCUGGGUUACAGAUACAAUGACAGGAACUAUGGAAACCACUCUGGGCCCAGAAACAGAAGCCAUGUGAUGAGAAUGGCAGAACUGUUCUACUAACCCUGGACAUGAGAGAUGAAUAAACUUGUAUUUUGUUUAAGCCACUUUUUUUUUUUAAUAUUUGGCACAAUAAUUUAGACUGUUCUCCGACCAAUACGUUGUCUGACUCUCCUCCUACCUUAUCAGAGUAAGUCCUAUGAAGGUAGGUACUUUGUUUUGUUCACUGCUCUAUGCCCAUCAUCUCGAGCUGUACCUGGAAUAGAGUGGGCACUCAGUAAAUACUGAUGGGAUGAAUAGAUUGAUGAGGGAAGGAGUGGUUGAGAGGGAGGGCAGUGGGAUUGCAUUUAUGAGAUGCAGAACUCUAAGAGUUGGCUUUAACAAAAAAUGAUUUUAAAAAUCUUUUGCCCUCUGAAUGGGGAACAGAACAAUACAGAGUGAAGGUCUAGGUGCAGUUGCAGACACCUGGUCCACAAAUCAGUUUAGAAGCUUCAUAGUGUAAGUUGUUGGGUAUUUAAGGAUACUUACCUACACUACCUCAGAAGCAGUAAGAGGGUAAAGGAAAACUUUUGUUUCCUCUACUAUUCUCAAUACUUCUGGCCACCAAGUAUGUGGGUUUUCCACACCAAGCAAUCCUGACAUUAACUACGUGGAGUUAGCACAGACCCCACAGGUUAAGGGCUCAGUCCAAAAUGAUUGCCCCCCCACCCUCUAUACCAACUUCAGAUGCCAAUCACAAGUAGUGGGUCCCUAGGUUACACACACCUCUGUCAGUCUUGGCUAUAGAUCAGGAGUUCCCUCAACCCCCUCCUCAGAUUCAAUAAUUUGCUAUAACAGCUUACAGAACUCAGGGAAACACUUAGGUUUACCAGUCUAUUAUAAAGGAUAUAGUAAAGUAUACAGAUGACCAGCCAGAUGAAGAUGUACAUAGGGCAAGUGUCCUGAGUGCAGGAGCUUCUUUCCCCGUGUAAUUGGGGUGUCCAUGUGGCUUCCUGGCAUGUGGAUGUGUUUACUGACCCAGACGCUUUCUGAAUCUCAUAGUUUGGGGGAUUUUAUGGAGGCUUCAUCAAGUAGGCAUGAUGGAUUAUUAACUCAACCUCCAGUCUCUCUCCCCUGGAGGAUGGGGGGUGUGGGGUUAACAGCUUCAAUCUUCUAAUCAUAGCCUGGCCUUUCUGGUGACCAGCCCCUGUCCUGAAGCUACCCAGGAGUCCACCAAGAGUCGUCUCAUUAGAACAAAAUAUGCUCCUAUUAUCCUGGAAAUUCCAAGGGAUUUAGGAGCUCUAUGUCAGGAAUUGGGGUCAAAGACCAAAUAUUCGAACAAACGAUGUUCUUAGCACCCCUAUCACUCAGGGAAUUACAAGAGUUUUAGGAGCUCUGUGUUAGAAACUGGGGGAAGGAUCAAACAUACAUUUAUUAUGUCACAGGCCACCCCCUGGUCUCUGGCCAUGGACCCCUUAAUAGCAAACCAAUUAUAAAAGUCAAAAGAUACUGGCUGAAAGGCAGUGUACUGUAGUAGUGAUGGGCAUUAGCUUUGAGUCCCAGCUAACCCACCUAAGAGCUAUAUGACCUUGGGAAAGUUUCUUUACUCUUCUGAACCUCAAUUUCUUCAUCUGUAAAAUGAGAAAAAUAAUGGAACCUACCCUCAAGACUUGUGAAGAUUAAUUGAGAGAAUGUACUUAAUGCACUUAGUACAGCAGCUGGAACAUGGCAAAUAUUCGAUCAGUGUUUCUCCCAUUAUUGUGGCUGGGAAGGCACUUGCAUGAGCACCCUUGUACCUCCAGAGCACAUUUCCUUCCCAACAAGUUAUGCUUUAAGAAAUUUCUAGUGAUUUGAGAGUCAACUCUCUAAGCAUCUUGCAGUAGAGCAGUAAGACCUUCUUUAUCUUAAAAACAUCCAAGAAGGCAAUGCUACAAUUUACUUGUUGGGCCUCUGAUACUGUAGAAUCUUUAAAUAUCAGCUAUGUGUCCCAAAAGGGAAAAAAAGAAUUAAAUAAUAAAAGACCUUAUUAUUUCUAGUGUCUGUUACUAGUGCUCUGUAAAGACCAAUAUAAUCUUUGGCAAAUACCUUUUAAAAAAAAAAUCAGAUGAUGUUUGCAAUACUUCCCAUCAAUGCUUUCAGAAAAAAAUGAAAUACUUUCAUCCUAAUACUUCUUUCUGAUUUCUGAGUUGAAAGCUCUGAAUUUUGAGGCUUUAACACAAGAGCAAGCCAAAUGAAUAGAAAUGAUAUAAGGCAUACUAUCAGGUAGCACAGAGAAGGACACACCUUAUAACCAAAAGGAGAAUGUGCAGAUAUUUGGGAAAUGUUUAAUUAGAAAUUCAAAAAUGGGCUUGGUGGAGUCAGGUUGAUGACUUCUGAGUUCUUCAUUUCUGCUUGUUAAUGUACUUCAUGUUUUUCCUCUCAGUAUUUUCAAGAUGAAGCUCCUGUUCCUGUCACUAUUCAGGAAUGAAAGUUUCCCCAAGAAUAUAAGACUUUCUUAUUCAAACUACAGUCCAAGGAGUGGUAAACAAGUAAGAUGGCAGUCCC
Molecule: messenger RNA, 6089 nt
Organism: Balaenoptera acutorostrata (minke whale)
Lineage: Eukaryota; Metazoa; Chordata; Mammalia; Artiodactyla; Balaenopteridae
Product: histone H2B type 2-F
Exons: 2
Coding region: 1020-1451 (143 amino acids)
Cellular component (GO): nucleosome
Molecular function (GO): protein heterodimerization activity; DNA binding; structural constituent of chromatin
Source: RefSeq, a predicted model, not a curated record